AUGAAUGAGUGCCCGCUGCCUACCCUGCGUUGGUGUGUCACCGAUUACUGGGAGAUGGAAAAGUGCCAGAGUAUGCGCAAUGCCUUUGCCGCGCAGGGCAUCAAACCAGACCUCAGUUGCAUACUGGGCUCAACGACGAUCCAGUGCAUGGGCUUCAUACGCGAUGGCUUCGUCGACAUGAUGAGUGUGGAGGCUGGAGACCUCUACACUGCCGGCCGUUACUUCGAUCUGGUUCCCAUUGUUAAUGAGUAUGCUCAUUCUUUCUUUUCUAUCUUGCCGUAG
Messenger RNA from Dibothriocephalus latus, 282 nucleotides. The record is from the annotation of a GenBank genome assembly. NCBI's taxonomy places the organism in Eukaryota, Metazoa, Platyhelminthes, Cestoda, Diphyllobothriidea, Diphyllobothriidae.